Molecule: messenger RNA, 1617 nt
Organism: Fusarium sp. VM40
Lineage: Eukaryota; Fungi; Ascomycota; Sordariomycetes; Hypocreales; Nectriaceae
Source: the annotation of a GenBank genome assembly
AUGGAGAAGCCCGAAUCGACCGCCCACGUCGAGCGAUCCGACUCCAAAGCCAUCGACCUAUCACCAGACCAAACCCGCGGCCAUGCUAUCCAACAGCAGGAACACAAUCGAACAUACCUCCAAACCCUCCGCAAAGACCCAUGGCUUCUCCUUUGGAUUGGUGUCAUGCUUUGGACUUUGAUCGUCCGCGGCUUCGAGAACCAAUCUUCAGGAUCUGUCAUUAGUAUCCCCGUGUUCAAACGGCGAUUCGGAAAACAACUCGAUGACGGUUCAUACUUUAUCGAAACAAGCUGGCAAUCUGCCCUCAGUGGUGGCUCCAAUGGUGCUGCCAUUGUCGGCGCCUGGGCUUCCUCAUACUUUGCUGAUAUCAUCGGCUUCAAGCCUGUCAUUCUGAUUGCUGCAGCUAUCAACAUUGGCUCAGUCGGUGUGGAGUUCGCUUCUACUUCCAUCGAGAUGUUCUUUGCUGGAAAGAUGAUCAACUUCAUCGCCAUUGGAGCCUUCCAGAACCUCUGCACAGCCUAUGUCGCAGAUGUCUCGCCAUUGGCUAUCCGAUCGACCACAAUUGGCUUCUGCAACCUUGCUCAAUGCAUCGGUCCUUUCAUCUCUGCCAUCCUGUCCAACUUCAGCUCUCAAUGGGAGAGCAACUGGUCCUGGCAGUCACUGAUCGUCGCUCAGUGGGGCUUUGCGGGAGUUGCCUUGGUUGGACAGCUCCUGAUGCCAGAGUCUCCCGUGUAUCUUGUGCGCAAGGGCAAGAUGGAAAAGGCUCGCAAGGCGCUUGGACGCAUGUACACAAGCCCUGAGGAUGCUGACGGUCACUUGGAGCGUAUCAAGUUGACCCUGGAAGAGGCAGACUCGAAGAACCUCGGAUCUUUCAUGGACUGCUUCAGAGGUACCAACCUGCGACGAUCUCUUAUCGCCAUCAUGGUGUUCCUUUCUGAGCCCAUGUCCGGCCUUGGCUUUGUGUCCAACUAUGGUGCUCUGAUGUAUCAGUACCUCGGAAUCAGCGAUAAGAAGUCUUUCGAGAUUCAGAUUGGUGCUCAGAUCCUUUCUAUGUCAGGUGCAACCAUCGCGUUCCUUGUUGGAGACUUUUACGGUCGACGACCUAUGUAUAUCGCUGGAUGUAUCGGCCUAUCUUGUCUCCUGAUUUGCAUGGGUAUCUCAGGAUCAGUCAACACCACCGCUGCCGUCACUGCCUCUGUUGGAUUCUACACCAUGUAUAACUUUUUCUACAACGUGGGUGUGGGAUCGACUGUCUACACAAUUGCAGGAGAAAUUCCCACCUCGGUAUUGCGCACCAAGACGCUCGCCAUUUCCAUCUCAAUCUCUUCCGCCGUCAACACCAUGUGGUCAUUCGUCGCCCCUUACAUCUUCAACCCCGGCUAUGGCAAUCUCAAGGCAAAAAUUGGUUUUGUAUAUGGCGCUUUCAUGAUUAUCUUCGCUGUUUUGGCGUUCCUCUUUGUUCCUGAGACCCGCAUGAGGAGUUACGAGGAGCUGGACGAGCUCUUCAUCAACAAAGUUCCUACUCGACAGUUCCGCAAAUAUACUACUGUCGCUGAAAGACGUGCGGAGGAGGCUUAUGCUAUUGAGAACGCUGCCAAGGAGAAGCAGAUUGUCUAG